AUGCCUGAAGAGGAUAUCGAGGAUGCUGCUGCUGCUGCGGCUGCUGCUGCUGCUGCGGCUGCCACUGAUGACAGCGUGAAGCGAUCAGUAGUAACAGCAGCAGACGGUGUCAUCCAGACUGCAGCAGCGAAUGACAACAUCACAGCCACCAACAGUAACACCAUCACCAACGUCAACAUGAAGAAUCUUCUGCGCUCGCAUCUGUUGACUUCAACUGCUGAAGCGGAGACCGAACUAGGUCAGCACGGCAUCGCCAAUGACCAGCUGGUGCUGGUGUACAGUCUGGAGUUGAAUGCCUUCAACAAGUCGAAGCUCUUUCGCUGUGCCAAGUACAAUCGAGUUCGCUUUCACCUUGCCCCCUCGCUUUACGGCCGCUCGGUGACACUGCUCACCAACUACUCAGAUGACUAUACUCAAUUUAAAAGAGAAACCUACAGCGAGGUGCCCAUCAGCGAUGCUCACAACGUACUUCAGCUUCUCUCUUCUGGUUCAUUUCACUUUUACUACACUGAAAAGAAUCGCCCAAAAGCCGUACUAGGCUCCUUUUACAUUGUCGUCAAUCCCGAGUUGACCAUCUACGGCGGUGCCAACAGCAAACAGAAGAAGGCGGAAACACUCUCUGUCAAUGCCAUUCAAUGUCAAACGGUGCUGUCGAAAUGCAUGGGCUCCAUAGAUACGUGGCCGGAGAAACUCAAGGUCUCCAUCGAGAGUGGCUACAACAUGAUCCACUGGACGCCUAUUCAGGAGCUGGGCAGCUCUCGCUCUGCGUACUCGCUCGCCAAUCAGCACCGUAUCAAUCCCUCCUUUCGCUCAGCCGCCAUGAUUGAGGGUGGUCGUGACUGUUCGCUGGCUGACAUUGCCACUGUCGUUGACGAGCUGCGCACUGAACUCGGCGUCCUGUCAAUCACUGAUAUCGUCCUCAAUCACACCGCCAACGAGAGCGUCUGGCUGACGGAGCACCCUGAGGCUGCCUACAACUGCUCCAAUGCGCCCUGGCUGCGACCUGCCUUUCUCCUGGACCGCCUUUUCUGGCAUCUUACGCUGGACAUUGAAGACGGUCGAUGGAGUGACCAGGGCCUGACGACGGUGGUCAACACUGAACAGCACCUGGACACUGCUCGACGGCUCUUCACCGCAGAGUAUCUUCCCAUGGUAAAGCUUGAGGAGUUCUAUCUGUGCGAUGAGAGUGCGCUCAUUGAGCAGUUUGAGCACCACCUCAUUUGCUUCAUCUACGGAAGCGAUGCAAAGAAGGGCAAUCUCGAUGAUGCACCAAUUGUGCAGCAUCCUGCCAGUGUGUUUCCCUCAAAAGGAGGUAAAAUUGAACUAGUCCAGGAUGCUCAGUAUCGUCGAUUUGGCUCCAGCAUCGACUUUAGCAGUGCUCUGCAUGCCAUCAUCACCGAUGUCAAGUACGUCGGCGAGCCCGAUGACCGAGAAGCACUUGGUCGGUGGAUUAACUUUGCACUGCUGCACCUGGAGAAGGUGCUCAAGGAGCAGAAUGACCGCGUUCGGAGCACCAUUAAAGACCACUUGGCCAGUGCAGUGGAGAAUGUCAUCAAAGGUGCUCGCUACGAACGACUGGACAGUUGCGGACCAAAAGUGCCCAAAGUGACUAGGAAAACCCCACUUGCCACGCAGUACUUUACCGAUGAGAUCAAUGGCCAUCACAACAAAGAUCUUAUUCAGAUUGAAGAGUCGCUUUUCGACGACAGCAAAUCGUCCUUCUACAUGGCCCACAAUGGCUGGGUCAUGGGCGAUGAUCCGUUGCGCAACUUUGCCGACGCUGACUCUUGGGUGUACCUGCGCCGAGAGCUCGUCUGCUGGGGCGACUCUGUGAAGCUGCGCUACGGCCUAAAGCCCGAAGACUCGCCCUUUCUCUGGUCAUUUAUGGAGCAGUACGUCACCCAGAUGGCUUCCACCUUUCAGGGCCUACGCCUCGACAAUUGCCAUUCUACGCCGAUUCACGUAGCCAAGUACGUGCUGGACGCUGCCCGCCGUGUCAACCCUGACCUUUACCUCAUCGCCGAACUUUUCACUGCCAGUGAGGACAUUGACAACAUCUUUGUGAACAAACUGGGCAUUAUUUCGCUGAUUCGCGAGGCCAUGUCGGCGCCCUCUUCCUUUGAGCUCGGUCGACAGGUCUAUCGGUACGGCGGGGAACCGUGUGCUCCCCUUUACCUGCGUCCCUUUGUGCCCACAGUGGCUCACGCCAUCUUCUUUGAUCUGACGCACGACAAUGAGUCGCCCAUUGUCCGCCGAACGGCGUUUGACCCUCUCGCCUCCUCUGCUCUGGUCGCCAUGACCUACUCUGCCGUGGGCUCCAAUCGAGGACUCGACGAACUGGUGCCCCAUCACAUUCACGUCGUCAACGAAGAGCGCCAGUACAGCGGGUGGAAUGAAAGCGUCAACGAAUCGACUGGCAUCAUCAAGGGCAAGCAGAUGCUCAACCACCUGCACCACUUUCUCGGCAGCCACGGCUUCUCACAGGCUUUUGUUGAUCAGCGAGACCGAGACACUGUGGUCGUCACUCGACACAACCCAAAGACGCACCAAUCGGUCAUUUUGGCGGCCAGAACGGCCUUUCAUCCGCUCCAUCAAGGCUACGCCUCGCACCUGGAGCCGCUGAAAAUUGAGGGAAAGUUUGAGAAGAUUCUCUUUGAGAUGAAAAUUGCUGGUCAGCCUGAUGAAGCAUUUGUGAAGGAUGGCCUUGUCAUCAACGGCUACCAGAAGAUGGCCAACCAGGUGAAGGCGAUGCUUGAGCCAAACCAGAGUGAGAUGAUCAGUCUGCAAGUUGAAGGGGCAACAAAUGUGAUCCACUUCAAGAACUUUCCACCCUCGUCAGUGGUGGCCAUCAGUUUCAGCCUGCUGGACAGUCAGAGUCAGGCUCUGGAGGCGAUUUGCCGCUCCAUUGAGCAGUACGAUGAAGAGAAGAGUGACAUUAACGCCAUUGUACAGCAGCUCGAUCUCAUUGACCUAAACUAUGUGCUCUUUCGAUCAAAUCAAGAGGAGAUGGACGAAAGCGGGAAUGGCGUCUACACCAUCUCAUCUGGACCUUUUGUCUACUGCGGUCUUGCCGGUGUCAUGUUUCACCUUGCCAAAAUUCGUACUCACAAUGAUUUGGUCUGGUCACUCUCCUCUGACUUUGUCAACCAAGGAGAUAACUUUGUGCAGCGACUUGCUCUGGGUGGUUACGCGCUCAUUGGCUCACACUCGCCCUCACCACUGCCUCCGCUGGCCAAGGCGUCCAUUCCGAAGAGUCUGUCUGCCUACGCCGGUCCGAAGUUGCCCACCAUGGCCGCCGGCCUGCCGCACUUUGCCUCCGGGUACAUGCGCAACUGGGGCCGAGACACAUUUAUCGCCCUGAAGGGACUGACACUGCUCACCGGUCAGUUUGACAUUGCCAAGGUGAUCAUUCUCGGCUUUGCGGGCACACUUCGCCACGGCCUCAUUCCCAACCUGCUCGACGGCGGGCGAAAUUCGCGCUACAACUGCCGUGACGCUGUCUGGUGGUGGCUUCAGUCCAUCAAGGACUACAUUCACACGGUGCCAGGCGGCGGGGAGGACAUUCUUAUGGAGAAGGUGCGCCGCAUCUUUCCCACCGACAACUCGCCAGCGCAGAUGGGCGACGAGGAGACGGCGGACACUGUUUUGGAGCCACUGCAUGACACCGUUCAGCAGGCACUGGAUCGACACUUUGCUGGCAUUGACUUUAUCGAGCGCAAUGCAGGCACCCAAAUUGACGCGCAUAUGACCUCGGAGGGCUUUCACAUUAAGGUGGGCGUCGAUCGACUGACGGGAUUUGUCUACGGUGGCAAUCAGUGGAACUGCGGCACGUGGAUGGACAAGAUGGGCUCUUCGGAUAAGGCGGGCAAUCGAGGCCACCCGGCGACGCCCAGAGACGGCUCUCCAGUGGAGAUUGUCGCCCUCUGCAAGUCGGUGGUCACCUUUCUUUCUGAGCUGCACCAGCGAGGUCACUAUCCGUAUGAGGGCGUGAAGAGGUGUGAUGCUUCGGGCGCCGUUCUCGAGUCGCUCACCUUUAGCCAGUGGGCAGAGAAGAUUCAGAGCAGUUUUGAGAGCAACUUUUAUAUUGGCGAGAAGACGGAGAACAAGCUGAUCAAUCGACGGCACAUCUACAAGGACACGGUCGGCGCAUCGAAGCAGUGGAUGGACUUUCAGCUGCGACCUAACUUUCUUGUGGCCAUGUGUGUAGCCCAUGAACUUUUUGACCGCCAACAUGCACUUGAGGCGUUGGAGAUGGCAGAGCAGCAUUUGCGCGGUCCACUGGGAAUGAAGACGCUUGAUCCGAGUGAUUGGAACUAUCGAGGUGACUACGACAACAGCAACGACUCCAAUGACUACACAGUGGCCAAUGGUUUCAACUAUCACAAUGGACCGGAAUGGCUUUGGCCCACCGGUUUCUACUUUAUGGCUCGACUGAAGUUUCACGUCGAGCAUACACAUGAAAUAGUUCAAAUAAACCAGUUGCUGGCCACGCACUUUGAACACCUCUCUCAGAGCGAGUGGUUCGGUCUGCCUGAGCUGACAAACUCCAAUGGCUCUCACUGCCAUCACAGUUGCACCAUUCAGGCCUGGUCACAUGCCACGCUGCUUGAGCUGCUUCAUCUGAAGAACUUUAUUGAGAAGAACAUGUUUGAAUGA
Molecule: messenger RNA, 4656 nt
Organism: Rhagoletis zephyria (snowberry fruit fly)
Lineage: Eukaryota; Metazoa; Arthropoda; Insecta; Diptera; Tephritidae
Source: RefSeq, a predicted model, not a curated record